AUGCCUCCAAAAGAAGAAAAGUCAGCGAACGACAGCAAGAUGGUGACACCAGUGACAAUGCUUCAAACGACGAAUAUUCCAGAAUUUAACCCGAAUGUGGAGUCGUGGAAUGUUUGGAAGGAACGUUUGGAGAUACAUUUCUGUGAAGUGAAUUGCACAGAUGAUAAUGUAAGGAAGUCGAUUUUAUUAAAAUCAAUUGGUGCCGUUCCAUACAAAGUUCUACACAGUUUGUGCAGUCCAGCUACUCCCGUGUCAAAAUCAUUUAAAGAGUUGUGUGAAAUAUUGGACACACAAUAUACUCCACCUACUAUUGUGUUUAGUGAGCGGAAAAUAUUUCAUAUUUCAACGAAGCAAGAAAGUGAAUCUGUGGCGGAAUGGUAUGCUCGUGUAAAGAUGUUGGCACUUAAUUGUAAAUUUGGGGUCAAUUUAGAUGCAUUUGUGUUAAACCAAUUCGUAAUGGGUUUGCCAAAUUUCAUCUUUGAAAGACUGUGUGAAGAAGAUGAGAAUCUCACAAUUCAAAGUGCAUUAAGAAAGGCGAUGAUAUUAGAGACGAAAUGCAUAAUAAAGGGAGGAAAAGAAGAAACUGCAGUGAAUUUUGUCAAGAAGCAAAAACAUCAGAAGCAGAACAACGGUAGUGGUAACAGCAAUAGAGGCAACAGUAGUAGUGACAACAGAGGUAAUGGUGGCAACAGCAACAGAGGCAAAUGGGGAAGCAGCAACAGAGGCAGUGGUGAUGGUGGCAGCAACAGAGAUGGUGGCAGAGAUAACAGAGGCGAUGGUGCACCAUGCACUUUGUUGCCUUUGUCGUUUUACGAGAAUAAUAUUAUGGAAAAGACUCUCCGACCAUGCAAUAUUCCAUAUGUUGACUACAGUGGUGAUAGAUUGAAGCUGGUUGGCGAAUAUGAUGCGUCGAUUACUUUUAAAGGUAAUACAAAAACUGUUGUUGUUGUUGUUGUGGAUUCUGCAAACCCUCCAUUGCUUGGUCGUACGUUUUUACGUUCUUUUAAUUUCGAAUUAUUGCAAAUAAACAAUAUUAAUUUCGAAAAUAAUAAUGCUGCGAUCGUCGAACAAUUGAAGAUUGAGUUCGUCGAGGUUUUUGAAGAUAAGUUGGGUGAAUUUAAAAAUUCGGAAAUUUGUUUAAAGGUUGUUGAAAAUGCAACACCAGUAUUUUGCAAACCCAGACCUUUGCCAUUAGCAUGGAAGGCUAAAGUUGAGAAACAGUUGCGAGAUUUAAUCAGUUCAGGUGUUCUUGAACCUGUUGACAACUCCGAUUGGGGUACACCUUUAGUACCAGUUUUGAAACCCAACGGUGAUUUGCGGAUAUGCGGUGAUUAUAAAAUCACAAUUAACAAGUUUUUAGAGGAUUUUAAAUAUCCUUUACCCAGGAUAGACGAGAUUUUUGCAUCUUUAGAGGGUGGUGAAAUUUUCACAAAGCUUGAUUUGUCCAAUGCGUACAAUCAGCUAAUUCUUGACGAUGAGUCACAAUUAUUGUGUGCAUGGAGUACGCACAUAGGUACAUUAAAAGAUAGUGAUGGCUAUCAAAAAUUCGAAUAUGCAGAUGACUAUGAUGACUUCAUGUAA
Messenger RNA from Anastrepha ludens (Mexican fruit fly), 1581 nucleotides. RefSeq lists its product as uncharacterized. The record is from RefSeq and is a predicted model, not a curated record. Bases 1 to 1581 code for a protein of 526 amino acids. The transcript is spliced from 3 exons. NCBI's taxonomy places the organism in Eukaryota, Metazoa, Arthropoda, Insecta, Diptera, Tephritidae.